This is a messenger RNA of Papilio xuthus (Asian swallowtail), 2506 nucleotides long. It is a transcript of the gene Rcd6, whose product is annotated as Reduction in Cnn dots 6. The record is from RefSeq and is a predicted model, not a curated record. NCBI's taxonomy places the organism in Eukaryota, Metazoa, Arthropoda, Insecta, Lepidoptera, Papilionidae. The transcript is spliced from 7 exons. The coding region runs from base 485 to 1630 and encodes 381 amino acids.
ACUCCGCGCAAGCGCGCGUGUUCCAAAUUCUAAUGUGUGUAGCUCUUUUGAACCGAUUAUUGUGACAUAGAUAAAUUUGUGUUUUUUCUUAACAUAUUUUGUGUUCUUUUUUUUUUGUUCGGGGGAAGGCGAUUGAUUUCUACGGCCAAAGAACCAUGCAAAUGUCAAAACCUUCGCUAGAUAAAUAGAAAACUAUCUUCUCAAUUGGAAUUGAGAUGAAAUGGUCUUUCGGAAAAAAGGAAAUUGGCAACCAUCAAGAAUGAAACGUACAAUUUUUGGUCUUUAGAAAAGCAUUGUUUAUAAGAACUAAAGCUUAAUAUUAUUUAUCUAUAAUCUAAGUAUCUAUAAAACAUAAAAUGAUAACAAUAAAUAAUAUUUGAUAACCUAAAAACACAACCAGAAUCUGUCAAAUACGUCACUCGGGGACCAAUAAGCGCGCAGAGAAAUAUGUCAAAAUUAUAAAAGAGGGAAAGGAUAGAAAAAAAUGUCGACGAGUAACGAUUUGAGUGAUAUGGACUCAUCACCCAAACUGCGGAUGAAGCCUGCAGUUAGUAGAAUAUUUUGCUGCAGCGUUACUGCCGCCUCUGGAUUUAUUGCAGCUUAUGCCCUGGUGGCUUACGCGAUCGCGCUGAUUUACGAGAUCGUCUGGGUGGUGGAAUCUCAGGGUGGUCUGCCGGUCGCCUCAGCGUUGCUAAUGAUCUGUUACUGCAUUGUCAUCGCUGCCACCGUCACACUGGUGCAUGGACUUAUAUCUAAAAACAACACAUACCUGCUGGCGUGGCUGAUAGCUGUUAUAUUGGUGCUGAUACCAGAAUGUGCGCUCGUCUUCUACAUGUCUAUUAGUCAUUGGGGUCUUCAAGGAGUGUACGGCGGUGCGGAGCUAGCGUGUUACGUAGCCCGUCUGCCGGCCAUCGUAUGUGGUGUGGUGCUUGUACAGUCUGCGUACGCGCUUAGAGAGGCUAGGAAAUCAGGUUAUGUGAAUGGCGCCCCGGUGAGCGGCAGUGAGUUUGACGCCAGCCACUACGUGCCCGAGGCGCCCAGUGCGUUUACCAAUGAUGGCUUCCUGCCAGAUAAUGGUAAAUCUGGCUCGAUGCCCGACCUCCGUCGUCACUUAGCAACGCGUCAGUCGAUGAGCCACGGUUACCCCAUGGUACUACCGCAACCGCCACCUGCUUACUGGCAACACUUAUCCGACCGACAGUACGCCGCCAGCCUGCGUGGCUACCCUAAGCAGUAUUCCUCGCCACAGACAUACGGAACUUGGGUUGGACCCAGGUCACACGACAACCCAUACAAACGCAGACAUUCUGUAGUCGGCGCAUUCACCAAUGACGAAUACCCACCAAAAAGCUAUGAUCCAUACGAUGAUAGAAUGGAUUGUAAGAGCGAGAUCGCGUAUCCAUAUUAUCGACCGUAUCCAUACGAUCCAAGAAUGUACCCGGAUUUCGAUCCGCGAUUUUAUCCAGAUUUUAAACGGGAAGAAGCAGCUUACGGUGUUAAUUUGCUAAGACACGAUCCGUAUCAGUUCAGUGGGUCGAGGGAGAGAGUAUUUUAUAAUGUACGUAAUAGUCACACAUCAGUUGGCAACGAAUCUGAUGAUUUGACCAAGUACAAGGACGUUGCUUUGUAAAUUUAUACGUGAACUGGUGAAAAUCGAUUGAAAUUAAGUGUGAACAUACAAGUACUUAAGUAUAAUAUAUUAGUUCAAGUUAAGAGGUAUAUUUGACAUUUAACAUAAAGUAACCACUGUGUAUACAUUUAAUAACAUUCGUAAGAAACAGAAUUCUUACCACGAUUGACUCUAUCGAUAGUCAACCCGUAAUCAUGGCGCAUGCAAGUGUGUCGAAAUAUCGGGAGAUCAAACAGAACAAUCAUGGUAGAAUCCCAUAUAUUACGAACGUUAAUAUAGUAAAAACCGGAAAAGUAUAACGUUGUGUAUACAUUUGAUGCCAAUAUUGGCGACAGUUCUAGAACUAUAAUUAUUUAAAAUACGAAUACUUGAUUGAAUUACAUUAUAAUAGCGCUUUCAACAUAACAUUCAAAGUGUGUCACGUACUUAAUAAUUGUGGAUAUAAAUUAUGAUUAUUUUGUAUUAGAAGUGUUAUUAUGUAAGUGACAGUAUUUUAAAUAGUUUCCUAGUUGAGCAAAAAGCACAAUCAUGUGAUGUGACCUUUAAAAAUUAUGAGGUCGUGUGCACUCGUAUUUAUUGUUGGUUGCAUUGUAUCGCAUAGUAAUGAGUCGUAAACCUCUUUAAUUCUUGAGACUUAAAUAUGUAGGUGCUAUUUUUAUUACAUAGUUUGUUUUAUUUUACAAUUUUUCCGUAAGUGAAUUAUAUCUAUUUGAACAUUUUAAAAUUUUAAAGAAUCACAAGUUUGAUAUAUGAUGCGUAGUGUAAAGAUAAUUUGCGAAACAAUUGUAUUUUAAUGGACCAACGAUAAAUAAUUAAAUAUAAAUAGUAUUAACAAUUUAUAUAGUUUGUUACCUAAUAGCCAAAGGUGUAUAUUAG